Coprinopsis cinerea okayama7#130 is the source of this 1607-nucleotide messenger RNA. RefSeq names its product O-methylsterigmatocystin oxidoreductase. Lineage: Eukaryota; Fungi; Basidiomycota; Agaricomycetes; Agaricales; Psathyrellaceae. The record is from RefSeq and is a predicted model, not a curated record. The coding region runs from base 186 to 1607 and encodes 473 amino acids. Gene Ontology annotation, molecular function: heme binding; monooxygenase activity; oxidoreductase activity, acting on paired donors, with incorporation or reduction of molecular oxygen. The transcript has 11 exons.
CGAUAGCGAUGUCUCUUCCAUUCUCUCAUGUCUGGCUCAGCCAUAACCAAAGCCUGUCCGGGCUGCCAUCUGUUAGUCCUGCGUUCCUUCUAGCCACGGGGCUAGUCCUCUUGCCCUUCCUUUUGAAGAGGUGGAGGCAGCCCAGGCGACUUCCGCUACCUCCCGGGCCUCGUGGCAUUCCCAUCAUGGGCAAUUUCCUUCAAAUGCCCAGCAUAGAGCCAUGGAAAGUGUACUAUCAAUGGGCAAAGGAGCGCUAUGGUGACAUCAUUUACCUAAAUGCCGCGGGAGAAGAGAUCAUCCUCCUUAACUCCCUGUCCGCUGCUGUCGAUCUGCUGGAGAAAAAGGCUGGCAUCUUCUCGAGUCGGCAAUGGUUAAUUGCUUUCGACCUGAUCGGUCUCUCUGAAUGGGUUACCGCAAACCUUCCAUACGGGGCCAAGUGGCGAUCUCAUAGGCGAUCUUUCCACCAAUUCUUCAACGCGCGCGAGGUCCAAAGCUAUCGCCCAGUCAUCGAACAAGAAGGCAUCGCUCACGCACGGCGUCUCGCAACCAAUCCGAAGAACUUCCUCCUGGACUCAAGAUAUCUCUUCGGCAUUCUCCUCUUGAAGAUUUCGUAUGGCUCCAGCGACGACGAAUACAACAAACAGCUCCUCGCGAACUCCCAUGUCGUGGUCAAGAGUAUUUCCGAGUCUCUACUGCCCGGCGCGUACCUCGUCAACACUUUCCCGUGGCUUCGUCACUUCCCUUCAUGGUUCCCUGGCACCGGAUGGAAGCAGAAGUUUGCAAAAUUCUCUGCCGCAAGCAAGCUGGCUGUUGUUGAUUCACUAAACGACACCAAAGCUCGACUGAGGGCAGGCGUUCAAGAUGGAUUUCCGAGCAUUGCGGCCCGUCUCAUCGAAAACUUGCCCGACGAAAGCCACGAAACGUAUGAAGAGCAGCUUAAUGUUGCGAGAGCCAUUGCUGUCAAUGGAUUCGUUGCUGGAUCGGAUACUACUGUCAUCUCGAUGUAUGCACUGUAUCUAGCCCUCGCGAUGCGUCCCGAGGUUCAGAAACGCGCCCAAGAAGAGAUUGACUCGGUUGUUGGAAGCGACAGACUACCAACUUUCAAUGAUUUCCCGCGGUUACCCUAUGUCCAAGCGAUCAUGAAGGAGGUGUCUCGAUGGCAUACAGUCGUUCCACUAGGUCUGAACCAUGUCUCGACGGAGGAAUACGAAUACAACGGUUACCGAAUCCCCAAGGGCAGCUCCGUGCUGGUAAACGUUUGGGGCAUCAUGCACGACCCCGAAAUCUACGAGGAUCCCUUUGAGUUCAAACCGGAGCGUUUCUUGAAGGACGGCAAAAUCGAUCCGUCCGUGUUGGAUCCAGAGGCUGCCAUCUUUGGAUUUGGUCGUCGGAUUUGCCCUGGUCGCCACCUGAGCAACGAAGCCUUGAUGUAUAUGACCACGAUCAUCUUGGCCGUGUUCAAUAUUCGACCUCCCAAAGACGAACACGGCAAUCCAGUUAAGCUUGAGCUCAAGACCACAUCUCAUAUGGUUUCUACACCUCUGGACUACGAGUGUGAAAUUGUCCCUCGGUCUGAACAACAUCUCGCCCUUCUGUCAUUGGAUUGA